Messenger RNA from Verruconis gallopava, 1425 nucleotides. RefSeq lists its product as uncharacterized. The transcript has 3 exons. Bases 48 to 1259 code for a protein of 403 amino acids. The record is from RefSeq and is a predicted model, not a curated record. NCBI's taxonomy places the organism in Eukaryota, Fungi, Ascomycota, Dothideomycetes, Venturiales, Sympoventuriaceae.
UCUACUGUUCUCCAUGCUGUAGUUCUUAACCAAUACCACGAACAAACAUGGCGUCUUCAAAACUAGAUGAGCUGAAGGCUCGGGCAGAAGCAGCAAUGCCCAAAAAUGUCGACGAGUGGAGAGCAAAGGUGGCGAACUUCGACCCCAAUGCCAUCCUUCGAGGCUUCCAACUUACUCUCGUGGGCGCUCAUCGGGCACUGCAAAAUCCAAAAAUGUUCACCAGUGAUCAUUACCGGCAGGCCGCCUUGGCCGUUGCUGCCGGGAUCGCUAUCCGGAUGCUCAUCGAGAUACCUAUCUUUGGCGUUCGUGCCCUUCUCUGGAUCAUUGGCCUUUUCGUGAAUCUUGACCAUUCUUCGUGGGAUAACGACGUUGUUCGUGGCCUGCAGUUUGUCGAGCACUCGGUUUUGCAGAUACCAUUCUUCCUCAUGAGCUUGAUGCGAUACAUCACGCCAACGCUGGACAACAUGUUCAUGGAGUCACUCGACUGGGUUGAUAGGACCUACCUCGCCAAGCACAAAUCCGAUGACCCGAAAACCUUGCGAGCUAUGUAUUACCCUAACCUUGCACAGUAUCCCAAGCGUGGCCCAGCGGCCACAGUUGGCGAGCAGACUCAGAAAAAAAACGCAUUCCAUGGCAUUACGGAAUUCUUGCUCCGAUUUGGCCGUCGGGCGUUAAUCUCCUUGGCUGUAUAUCUUCUCUCCUUUGUACCCUAUGUGGGUCGGCUUGUCCUUCCGGCCGCCAGCUUCUACACGUUCAAGAAUGCAGUCGGGACUCAACCUGCCAUCGUAAUCUUUGCUAUCGGUAUCGUGAUGCCCAAGAAGUAUCUCGUUGUAUUCCUUCAGACGUAUUUCUCAAGCAGAAGCCUUAUGCGGGAACUUCUUGAACCGUACUUCUCACGCAUCCAGUAUACGAAGGAGCAGAAACGAAAAUGGUUCAAAGAACGUGAGGGUGUUCUAUUUGGGUUUGGUGUUGGCUUUUUUGUCUUACUCAAGAUUCCUCUGGUUGGUGUCUUGAUCUACGGAAUCGCAGAAGCAUCUACCGCGUACCUGAUCACCAAGAUCACAGACCCGCCACCUCCUCCUUCCCAAUCUACUGGAUUUGCGGAGACUCAGGUUAGAUGGAAGAAUAAGCAUGAAUUCAUGUCUUUGCCAUUGACUUUACUGGAUGCUGUGAAUACUAAUGAAGGAGGAACUAGAAGGAAUUCCCGCCAGCAAACGACGGGAAAUACUACAGCCUUGCCAGAGAAGCAGUACUCCUAACGAUGAUCACGAGCUCAUAACUCAGUUAAACAAGAUGAUGCAUGAGUGAUUAGAGGAAAAUAAAAACUGCUGGGAGGAUACAUAACAUUUAGAUUAGCUCAUCCUAUUUUCCAAUCCAGCUUGCAGGUAAUAGACUCAGUAGCCUUUGAAAUCUCUACCUCAGGAC